CUGGCGCGUGUGACGCACCCGAUUGAGAGUUUUGGGGGCCUUCAUAUUCGUAUCCCAACACAAGUCCACCACUGCCCUCUUCCUCUCCCUCCCUCCCUACCCCAAAUUCUCUACCCCUGUUUCUCCGAUCUGCGUCUCUCUCUCCGAUGGCUGGGACUCCGGCGACGCCUCUGCUGAAAGAUGAACUGGACAUAGUGAUUCCGACGAUUCGGAACCUUGACUUCUUGGAGAUGUGGAGGCCGUUCCUCCAACCCUACCACCUUAUUAUUGUCCAAGACGGCGACCCUUCCAGGACCAUCAAGGUCCCCGACGGCUUUGACUACGAGCUCUACAACCGCAACGACAUCAACCGCAUUCUCGGUCCCAAGUCCUCCUGCAUCUCCUUCAAGGACUCCGCCUGCCGCUGCUUCGGCUACAUGAUCUCCAAGAAGAAGUACAUCUUCACCAUUGACGAUGACUGCUUCGUUGCUAAGGAUUUAUCUGGAAAGAGCAUUAAUGCACUUGAGCAGCACAUUAAGAACCUUCUGACACCAUCCACCCCAUUCUUCUUCAACACCCUGUACGAUCCAUUCCGAGAGGGUGCAGAUUUCGUCCGUGGGUACCCAUUUAGUCUCCGGGAGGGUGCCCCAACAGCUGUUUCUCACGGUCUUUGGCUCAACAUCCCGGAUUAUGAUGCACCUACCCAGCUUGUCAAGCCUCGUGAGAGAAAUACCAGGUACGUGGAUGCAGUUUUGACAGUACCAAAGGGAACCCUCUUUCCUAUGUGUGGUAUGAAUCUGGGUUUCAACCGAGACCUAAUUGGUCCUGCAAUGUACUUCGGGCUCAUGGGUGAUGGUCAGCCAAUUGGGCGCUAUGACGAUAUGUGGGCUGGUUGGUGCACCAAGGUGAUUUGUGACCAUUUAGGUUUGGGAGUGAAGACUGGUCUGCCCUACAUCUGGCACAGCAAAGCAAGCAACCCAUUCGUGAACCUCAAGAAAGAGUACAAGGGUAUCUACUGGCAAGAGGAGCUGAUCCCUUUCUUCCAGUCCAUUAAUCUUCCAAAGGACUGCACCACCGUUCAGAAAUGCUACAUUGAACUCUCCAAGAAAGUCAGGGAAAAACUUGGGAAGGUUGAUGAGUACUUCAUCAAACUGGCAGAUGCCAUGGUCACAUGGAUUGAAGCAUGGGAUGAGCUCAACCCAUCAGGAGGAAGUGCUGAACUACCCAAUGGUGCUGCAAAAUAGAAAAAAAAUUUUGUUUAGCAAGUUAAAAUAUCCUCCCUUGAUAGUAUUAGCAGUAGUAUUUUAAAUCUUUUUAGCCCUAGCUUUUUGGUUAGAGCUUGGAUUAUUUAUGUUUCAGUUCUGAGGCCACGAGUUUCUCAUUUAUUGUCUUACUGUACGAGUUCGGAACAAUAAAAGAUUAUGGAUUGAGUUUUCAUAUAGUA
Malania oleifera is the source of this 1423-nucleotide messenger RNA. Its product is annotated as UDP-arabinopyranose mutase 1. Lineage: Eukaryota; Viridiplantae; Streptophyta; Magnoliopsida; Santalales; Ximeniaceae. Gene Ontology annotation, biological process: UDP-L-arabinose metabolic process; plant-type cell wall biogenesis. Gene Ontology annotation, cellular component: Golgi apparatus; cytosol. The coding region runs from base 147 to 1223 and encodes 358 amino acids. The transcript is spliced from 4 exons. The record is from RefSeq and is a predicted model, not a curated record. Gene Ontology annotation, molecular function: UDP-arabinopyranose mutase activity.